GACAUGGACCCAAAUCCUCGAGCAUCCCUGGAGCGCCAGCAGCUCCGCCUGCGGGAGCGGCAGAAAUUCUUUGAGGACAUUUUGCAGCCAGAGACAGAGUUUGUCUUCCCACUGUCCCACCUGCAUCUCGAGGCACAGAGACCCCCCAUAGGUAGUAUAUCAUCCAUGGAAGUGAAUGUGGACACGCUGGAGCAAGUGGAAUUUAUUGAUCUUGGGGAUCAAGACGGAGCAGAUGUGUUCUUGCCUUGCGAAGACCCACCGCCAACCCCCCAGACGUCUGGGGUAGACGACCAUCUGGAGGAGCUGAGCCUGCCGAUGCACACGCCAGACAGGACCACAUCCCGCACCUCCUCCUCAUCUUCUGACUCCUCUACCAACCUGCACAGCCCAAAUCCCAGUGACAGUGGAGCAGACACGCCCUUGGCACAGUCUGACGAGGAGGAUGGGGGUGAGGGAGGGGCAGAGCCUGGAGCCUGUAGCUAGCAGUGGGCCCCGACCUAUGGACUGACAGAGCUGGCUAUUCUCCACAUGAAACUUAGGCCCAGCCAGAGCUCUUUGGGGAAGACCAGACUCUACUUGUAGUUGGGCACCAGAGGGAGGAAAGAAAGGUGGGUGGUGUGCCUCCCUGGGAGUGAACCCUCUCCUAUUUUAUUGCUAACCUCUUCCUGCUGCAACCCUCCCACUAGUAGAGCUCCUGAGGUAGAGCUUGCAAGCAAGGAGAUGGAGAUGAGGUAGGACAAGAUGCCACUGCUUUUCUUAGCACCCCUUUUCCCCCAAACUACCCUUGCCAUCUUCUAACAAUCUCCUAUACCAAUGUCUCUAAACAGACAUGAACUCUUUAGCACUCAAGUAAGGUGGUACUCCAACCAUCCUGCUUCCUUAUGUCCUUUUUUUGGAAUAGGGCACGGUAUAAAUAAUAAAUGAUAAUAUGCCAACCAUUCCACUUCAUUUUUCACGUUGCAAAGAUAUCAUACCCACUGUGUCUGUUUAGUUCUGUAGCCAACACCAUAUCCCCCUGACGCAUUUGCUCCAUUUAUUCUAGAAAUAUUUAUUGCAUACCUGUGCUGGUUAUUGGGGAUACUGUUUUGAAUAAGACAGGCUGUAUUCCUGCCUUCAUGGAAUUUAUUGUCUCUGCAGGAGGAGAUGAAAUACCACAAUUCUCAGUGCAGUAAGUAGCAUGACAAGGAGCUACCCUGCUAUCAGAAAAUGGGCAUCUUAACCUGGCUAGUAUGGUUUGUUGAAGAACUGAUUUUGAAGCUGAAAUCCAAAGGAUAGGUAGGAGUUAGCUAGGUGGGGGCUGUAU
Miniopterus natalensis is the source of this 1303-nucleotide messenger RNA. Lineage: Eukaryota; Metazoa; Chordata; Mammalia; Chiroptera; Miniopteridae. The record is from RefSeq and is a predicted model, not a curated record.